Molecule: messenger RNA, 1557 nt
Organism: Talaromyces atroroseus
Lineage: Eukaryota; Fungi; Ascomycota; Eurotiomycetes; Eurotiales; Trichocomaceae
Exons: 3
Coding region: 1-1557 (518 amino acids)
Biological process (GO): osmosensory signaling via phosphorelay pathway
Cellular component (GO): Mcs4 RR-MAPKKK complex
Molecular function (GO): protein kinase activator activity; phosphorelay response regulator activity
Source: RefSeq, a predicted model, not a curated record
AUGGCGCACCGACGAAUCUGGGUCAAACGGCCCGACGCCUCUGCCACCCUCGUUUCAAUGCCAGAAGAAAGUGUCGUCGACGAAUUACGGGAUCAUGUCCUGCGCAAGUAUGCAAAUUCUCUGGGGAGAACAUUUGACUCUCCCGAUUUGAUAGUGCGGAUAACUCCCCGUGUGAGCGCCAAUCGACCGCCUGGUUCCGACCGCAUUUUGAGUCCAGAAGAGUCUUUAUUUGCCUUGAUUGACCAAUAUUAUCCUGGGGGUCAAAAUGUUGAAGAGGCUCUUAUCAUCGAAGCACCGCAACGCCGAACUCCCAUCAAACCGUCGCCUCGCCAGUCGUACUAUUAUCAUGCCGAGCCUGGAGAACAGGGCGAAUACUUCCCUCUGAUGCCUGUUCCGGUCAGCGUCGGGACACCACCGGGACACCCAGCGAGCUCUAGUAAUAGUAGUGUGGGUGCGCACCAAACACCUUCCAUGUCUGUUGUCAAGACAGGCAAAGUUCCUCCUCUUCCGUCGCCUAGGACUCGUACUAGUCAACAUCCUCGAAGACCACCAUUCGGCAGACACACAACUGCUUCGCCAACCUUAGUUACAGGGCCCGUACCAAAAGAUGCGACCCUGGCCGUGAAUGGUCAAGGAGUAUCGUCACAGCCAUCACUACCGACUCCUCCAGCACCAGCCGCUCCUUCGGAAUCCCCAACGCAUAACGCACUCAAUCCCACUGCGAGGACUUCCUCGCCGCGCCCGAUUCGCAAAGCUAAAAAGGUUGCUUCUCCUAGUGGAGGGGCCUUUGGGGGUUUGAUUGAGGGUACCGUCCCGCCAAUCAAUGUGCUUAUCGUCGAAGACAAUGUCAUCAACCAGAAGCUGCUCGAGGCAUUUAUGAAGCGUCUUAGCGUCCGAUGGCAAUGCGCGGCGAAUGGUGAGGUGGCAGUGAAGAAGUGGCGCCAAGGCGGGUUUCAUUUAGUCCUGAUGGAUAUUCAGCUCCCAGUGAUGAACGGAUUAGAUGCAACGAAAGAAAUUCGACGGCUGGAACGGCUGAAUGGAAUCGGUGUGUUCUCCAAAACAGCAUCUGGGCUCUCUAGUGCCACCUCCCCUUCUCUACCGGCCGAGAGUGCGCUGGAAGAAAAAGAUACCUUACAGGACCGGUCAAUGUUCAAGAGCCCUGUUAUUAUAGUGGCGUUGACAGCCAGUAGUUUGCAAAGCGAUCGGCACGAGGCUUUGGCAGCUGGCUGCAACGACUUUUUGACCAAGCCCAUAGGAUUUCCUUGGUUAGAGCAGAAAGUCACCGAAUGGGGUUGUAUGCAAGCUCUGAUUGACUUUGAGGGAUGGCGGAAAUGGCGAGGAUACGAGGACUCACCGCGAAGCUACACUACAUCAUCCCUUUCGCCGUCUCAUUCACGGGACAAUACAAAAAUCCAAGCCAAAAAUACUGGUAAAGACAGCGCACAAAUAUCCAUUAUCGAGCCAGACUCUUCUGGGAGCAACAGUAGCAAGGAUGAAGAUGGCGAUGUCCCAAUUCAUCAGGAACCAGCAACUACGGAAUCGACGAAUAGUGUCUGA